AUGGACAAGCAACAGUCGAGCCUGGCCUGCUAUAACAUCAACGUUCGGGCCGUCUCGGACCUACAGGAUGGCUUGCAGCUGCUCAAGCUGUUGUCAACCGUUAACCCAAGUGCCAGCAUUGAUAACUUCAACCCUGGAAAGACAUUUUCAAGUAUAAAGAAGCAGCUGUGUGGGCACCAUGCCUGUCUACGAGCCCGCUUCCUAUUUUUGGGUGUUGCAAACAAGAGCAAAUGCAAUGUUCACUUCGCUAUCACUACCAUCCUGGCGCUGUCGGUUCUGGCGCUUCAAGCCACAAGUUGUAGCCCGACCAUUGAGGUGGCCCCACUUAAGCUUCGCAAGACAGCACAGUGCUGCAUUAUAGACUUCAUAGAGAUUGUGAGUGCCAGUGAUGAUGUGCUCGACAACCUCGCAGCCUACUUGAAAGCAUCCUAUGUGGAACAUCUUUCGUCGGCCAAGGUCAAACGCAGAAAGAACGAGAGUUUCACCACCCGUCUGUCGGAAGCACCGACCCCGAAUAAACGUAACAGCAUAUCACCGCAGCAGCAAAUCCUUGUGGCAGCCAAAAGUGAUCUUGAGCGUGAGAUAGCUGCUGUCAAGAAAGAAAGGGAUGACCUCACUGCCAGCCUAUCAAGCCAGCAAAGCACUAAAAGGCUGAAGACGGGGCCGAAUGCAGUUUGUGUUUCCAAGAGCUCAAGCAUUCACUGCAAACGCACAGUGACAAGAUUGCUGAAAUCCAGCAGAAAAUCGUGGAUGUGGAACCUGAUACCAUCCAGAUGGCGCUCGCCACUUGGCAGCCGCAUGCUGAGGCAAAGUUGGAGAAAAAGAAAGCUGCAGCUGCUUGGAAGCCUGAUAAGCAUUCAGGGAUCUUUGAAUGCUAUCGCGUUCCACUCUUAAAGGCGAAGCUUAAGCGUCCUUUAAAUUUUUUUGAGCUUUAAUGUUAUUUCUAUGUUAGUGUUCUACUUUGGACACAUAGAAAGCAGGCGGGCAUUUGAUUCGAGGGCAUGUCAUAUUCAGGCAAAUACU
Molecule: messenger RNA, 1023 nt
Organism: Dermacentor silvarum
Lineage: Eukaryota; Metazoa; Arthropoda; Arachnida; Ixodida; Ixodidae
Exons: 8
Coding region: 1-894 (297 amino acids)
Source: RefSeq, a predicted model, not a curated record